Fundulus heteroclitus (mummichog) is the source of this 2224-nucleotide messenger RNA. RefSeq names its product Golgi apparatus protein 1-like. Gene Ontology annotation, molecular function: fibroblast growth factor binding. NCBI's taxonomy places the organism in Eukaryota, Metazoa, Chordata, Actinopteri, Cyprinodontiformes, Fundulidae. The record is from RefSeq and is a predicted model, not a curated record. Gene Ontology annotation, cellular component: Golgi membrane.
GCUGCUCAGUGAAGAUGGCGGACUGUAUACGUGUUCCUCAAAUGUUGCUGGUGUUGUGCAUCUUUUCAUUAGCACUUCAACUUCGAGGUGAAAUCACCGGCGUCGGCAAAGUCGUUGCUAAUGCUGACAGCCCCCCAAAUCCCGCCGCAGUUUUGGGACCCUUGGUAAACCCAGGAGCUGCUGACAGGAAUCAGGGUGCGGGGGCCUUGAUAACUCGGAGGCGCUUUGCCGGCUGGAAGUUAUCUGAUGAGGCGGCCUGUAGGGAGGAUUUGACCCGACGUUGUCCGAAACAUUCCUGGAACAACAACUUGGCGAUAUUAGAGUGUCUUCAAGACAAAAAAGAGGAUACCGAAAUUGCUGCUGAAUGCAAUCAUCUGCUGUGGAACUAUAAGUUGAACCUCACCACUGAUCCAAAGUUUGAGUCUGUGGCUGUUGAAGUCUGCAAGACGACAAUCUCUGAGAUUAAAGAAUGUGCUGCAGAGGAGCUGGGGAAGGGCUUCCUUGUCUCCUGUCUGGUGGAUAACCGUGGUAACAUCACUGACUACCAGUGCAACCAGUACAUCACUAAGAUGGCCAGUAUCAUCUAUAGUGAUUAUCGAUUGAUCUGCGGCUUCUUGGACAAAUGUCGGGAUGACAUCAAUACUCUGCACUGUGGAAGCAUCAGCACUGGAGAGAAGGACAUCCAUUCACAGGGAGAAGUGAUUGCCUGUCUGGAGAAAGCUUUAGUUCGUGAGAAUGAGGAGCAACUAGGUGCACACCACAUCAGGGACGACUGUAAGAAGGCUAUCAUGAGAGUUGCUGAACUCUCUUCUGACGAUUUCCACCUCGACCGGUACCUGUACUUAGCCUGCAGGGAUGACCGUGAACGGUUCUGUGAAAAUACACCAGCUGGGGAGGGCAGAGUUUACAAAUGCCUCUUCAAUCACAAGUUUGAGGAGGCAAUGUCUGAGAGGUGUCGCGAGGCGCUGACUACUAGACAGAAGCUGAUUGCCCAGGACUAUAAGGUGAGCUAUUCGCUCGCCAAAGCUUGCAAAUCGGACCUGAGGAAGUACCAUUGCAACGUGGACACAAACAUGCCUCGAGCCAGGGAAACUCGUCUUUCCUACCUUCUGCUGUGCCUUGAGGCUGCUGUACAUCGAGGUCGAGUCUUAAAUGGUGAAUGUCAGGGAGAAAUGAUGGAUUACAGGCGGAUGCUGAUGGAAGAUUUCUCCCUAAGUCCUGAGAUUGUGCUGCACUGCCGCAGUGAAAUUGAGAAUCAUUGCUCUGGUUUGCAUCGGAAAGGUCGGACACUGCAUUGCCUGAUGAGGGUUGGCCGAGGAGACAUGGGAGCCAUUGAAACCAAAUGUCAGAAAGAACUUCAGGCACUGAUUCAGGAAGCAGAUCCAGGAGGCGACUAUCGGAUCGAUAGGGCACUUAAUGAGGCAUGCGAAUCUGUCAUCCAGACGGCCUGCAAACACAUCCGCAAUGGAGACCCCAUGAUCCUAUCUUGUCUGAUGGAGCAUCUGUACACUGAGAAGAUGGUUGAGGACUGUGAACAUAGGCUGCUGGAGCUCCAGUACUUCAUUGCCAGAGAUUGGAAGCUGGACCCAAUUCUGUACAAGAAAUGUCAAGGGGAUGCUGCCCGACUCUGCCACACUCAUGGCUGGAAUGAAACCAGUGAGGUGAUCCCAGCUGGUGCCAUUUUCUCCUGCCUGUAUCGCCAUGCUUAUCGCUCAGUGGAGCAAGGAAGAAGGCUCUCCAGGGACUGCAAGGUGGAGGUACAGAGGAUUCUUCACCAGAGGGCACUAGACGUGAAGCUAGAUCCUGAGCUACAGGGACGUUGUAUGACUGACCUGGGGAAGUGGUGCAGUGAGAAAACUGAGUCCGGGCAGGAGUUGCAGUGUCUGCAGGAUCAUCUGGAAGAUUUGGUGUCAGAGUGCAGAGAUGUUGUGGGAAACCUGACAGAGCUUGAAUCAGAGGAUUUUCAGAUCGAGGCUCUAUUAAUGCGAGCUUGUGAACCUGUAAUACAAACCUACUGCCAUGAGGUAGCUGACAAUCAGAUUGACUCUGGUGACCUAAUGGAGUGUUUGGUUCAGAACAAACAUCAGAAGGAGAUGAAUGAAAAGUGUGCAGUGGGAGUCACACACUUCCAGCUGAUUCAGAUCAAAGACUUCCGUUUCUCCUAUAAGUUCAAGACUGCCUGCAAAGAGGAUGUCCUCAAGCUUUGCCCCAACAUUAAGAAGAA